Apodemus sylvaticus (European woodmouse) is the source of this 1408-nucleotide messenger RNA. RefSeq names its product RASD family member 2 (gene Rasd2). The transcript is spliced from 3 exons. Lineage: Eukaryota; Metazoa; Chordata; Mammalia; Rodentia; Muridae. The record is from RefSeq and is a predicted model, not a curated record. Gene Ontology annotation, molecular function: GTP binding; GTPase activity. The coding region runs from base 136 to 936 and encodes 266 amino acids.
GUGACCCUGGAAUCCCCGCAGACGCCGGGAGACUCGGCGGCCGGAGCGGCUGGCGGUUCCCCGCACCUCCAGGAGCUUCCAGGGAGCCCUCCAAGCCGUGCUCGGGGUCCUUCCCGCUGUUCACAGCCCAGAGCCAUGAUGAAGACCUUGUCCAGUGGGAACUGCACACUCAACGUGCCUGCUAAGAACUCCUACCGCAUGGUGGUGCUCGGCGCCUCCAGAGUGGGCAAGAGCUCCAUUGUCUCCCGCUUCCUCAAUGGCCGCUUCGAGGACCAGUACACGCCCACCAUCGAGGACUUCCACCGCAAGGUGUAUAACAUCCACGGGGACAUGUACCAGCUCGACAUCCUGGACACGUCUGGCAACCACCCGUUUCCUGCCAUGCGCCGGCUCUCCAUCCUCACAGGAGACGUCUUCAUCCUGGUGUUUAGCCUGGAUAGCCGGGAGUCCUUCGACGAGGUCAAGCGUCUCCAGAAACAGAUCUUGGAGGUCAAGUCCUGCCUGAAGAAUAAGACCAAGGAGGCCGCCGAGCUGCCGAUGGUGAUCUGUGGGAACAAGAACGACCACAGUGAGCUGUGCCGCCAGGUUCCUGCCGUGGAGGCCGAGCUUCUGGUGUCUGGUGACGAAAACUGCGCCUACUUCGAGGUGUCGGCCAAGAAGAACACGAACGUGAAUGAGAUGUUCUAUGUGCUGUUCAGCAUGGCCAAGCUGCCCCAUGAGAUGAGCCCCGCCCUGCACCAUAAGAUCUCUGUGCAGUACGGCGAUGCCUUCCACCCCCGGCCCUUCUGCAUGCGCCGCACCAAGGUCGCAGGCGCCUACGGCAUGGUCUCGCCCUUCGCCCGCCGCCCCAGUGUCAACAGCGACCUCAAGUACAUCAAGGCCAAGGUCCUACGGGAGGGCCAGGCCCGAGAGAGGGACAAGUGUAGCAUCCAGUGAGAGGCAGGGACGUUGGGGAGGGGCCUUGGGCAGUGCCUUAAGGGAGGUGGCUGAGGCUUCCCACUGCCCACACCCCACAGAGGGCCCUAGUUGUGUACCCUGUGCCCAUUCUCUUGCUUCCUGGCCACCUCCUGUGAGCUAUGAAUGUGGUUCCUUUGUGGGAGGACAGAGACAUGUCUGGGGACAUGUCAGCAGCACUCAUGCUGAGACAAGCUUUCAGUGUCUUUAGAGUGUGAGGAAUGCAGAAAGGCCAGGAGUCCUGUGUCAAAGCAAGAUGUUCACGCAAGUCACAGAAUGAGAACAUCGUAGCCAGAUGUCCCAGCCAGAUUCCCUGGUGGCCUCUGCUCCCUCUGUGCAGAUCAACUUGGUCUCUGCCCCUGGAGAAACCACCCUCCUGGGUCUUUAGUUCCUGCCCUCUGGCCCAUCUGUGUAGCCCACCCCCAACUCCACAACUUAGCCCCUAGAGCCGAGA